Messenger RNA from Odontomachus brunneus, 10085 nucleotides. It is a transcript of the gene RhoGAPp190, whose product is annotated as rho GTPase-activating protein 190. Gene Ontology annotation, biological process: signal transduction. Lineage: Eukaryota; Metazoa; Arthropoda; Insecta; Hymenoptera; Formicidae. The record is from RefSeq and is a predicted model, not a curated record. The coding region runs from base 1 to 4986 and encodes 1661 amino acids. Gene Ontology annotation, molecular function: GTPase activity; GTP binding. The transcript has 23 exons.
AUGGCGAGGAAGAGCGAUAACGCGAAGAACAUCAACGUCGCGGUGGUCGGACUGUCCGGCACGGAGAAGGACAAGGGCCAGGUCGGCGUCGGCAAGUCGUGCCUGUGCAAUCGCUUCAUGCGCUCCUUGAGCGACGACUACAACGUGGAACACAUCUCGGUGUUGUCGCAGUCCGAUUUCAGUGGACGCGUGGUGAACAACGAUCACUUCCUGUAUUGGGGCGAGGUGACGAAGGCCGCGGAGGACGGGACGGAGUUUCAGUUCCAAGUGAUCGAGCACACGGAGUUCAUAGACGACGCGUCGUUUCAGCCGUUCAAGGGCGGCAAGAUGGAGCCGUACGCCAAGAGGUGUGCCGCCACGAAGAUCACGAGCGCGGAGAAGCUCAUGUAUAUCUGCAAGAAUCAGCUAGGCAUAGAGAAAGAGUACGAGCAAAAGGUUCUGCCGGACGGCAAGCUGAAUAUCGACGGCUUCCUCUGCGUGUUCGACGUGAGCCUCGUGCCGAACAGAUUGAUCGAGAAGCAGGUCGAGAUCGUGGCGAACGUUCUCAACAACCUGAUGAAGACGAAGAAGCCGAUCGUGCUGGUGACGACGAAGAACGACGACGCGAACGAGCAGUUCGUAAAGGAGGCCGAGAAGCUGAUAAUGCGCAAAGAAUACAAAGGCUCGAUCCUGAUCGUCGAGACCUCGGCGCACGAGAACAUCAACAUCGACCUGGCGUUUAUGAUCGUCGCGCAGCUGAUCGACAAGACCAAGAUGCGCAGCAAGGUGAUACCGUUCGCCGAGGCCGCCAGAGCCAGAAAGGAGCUACUGGACGCCUCCACGGAGUCCCUGCAGAGACUGAUCCGGGUGCACGUGACCGACUAUCGCGCCUUGUGGUCGCAAGCUUCGAAGAAACUCGCCCAGCACAAGGAGUUCUCCACGUUCGUCGAGCUGUUCGGCAUCGAGGCGACGCAGCGGCUCUUCAGAAGACACAUCAAGAAGCUGAAGGACGAGCAGGUGGCGAAGAAGAUCCAAGGUUACCUGGACAUGCUGCCGGAUAUCCUUCACGAGAUCUGUCCCGACAUAACGAAUUUGAUUAACGAAGAAUGGUCGGCGGUGCAGCAAUACAUCAAGGAGCACCCCGACUUCCACCAGUACUUCUUCGAGUGCCCCGAGGAUAUCCCGUGGAUCGACUGCGACUUCGGUGAGAGCAACGGCACGAAGAUCCCGUACGACGUGCUGGAGACUCCCGAGGCGGAGACCGUGUUCAAGAAUCACAUCAACGCUCUGCAGCAGGAGCAACGGCGACUGGAACUUCCGAAAAGGUGGAAGAAGCAAUUCAAGCAAUUGUUGGAGGAAACUGGUUACGUUACGCCUGGGAAACAUCUGUCCGAGGUUAGAGUUUUGUUUAUGGGCAGAGAAUGCUUCGAGGAGCUCUCUCAUCACGAUUGCCAAGAGAUUUACGACCAGCAUCAAAAGGAGAUUAUCGAGAAGGCGAAGCAUAAUUUUCAGGAAUUACUGUUGGAACACGCCGAUUUAUUUUAUCACUUCAAAAGCAUAGCCCCGUCCGGUACCAUUACGCAAGACGACAUAAAAGAAAUCACGGACGCGUUAUUGGAUGAUUUUAGAUACAAAGCGUUAGAUAGAUUAGAUCAGGAUAGAAAGCUAAUGCUGUUUCAACAUUUGGGAUUUGUGCAUUGUCCCAUAAGAGAGCAUUGCCCGGCUUAUCCGAAUUGCAUGGACGCGCUCAUAGAGAGGAUACUCGGCACGAAGGCACACAGACCUUCCUCAUGGAAUCACAGUAGUCAGUGGCAGUUAACGUCGGAUAACAAUCAGUUGAAUUUAGUCAUACUCGGGAGUAACAAACUGAGCGAGGAAUUCGCCCGUGAGAUAAGGGCGCAGACCGAGGACGACGAGGUGGAGAUUGACUGCCAAUUGUACACUCUCGGUUAUCGAAUCAUAGACGGUGACGUCGGACUGCCGCACAACUCCUUCACUACCUCCGACUUCAUGCCGCACGGAUCCUUUUGUAUCUACGCGAAUGAGGAUUCGUUUGAGUACAUUCGAUCCUCUUUAGAGAAAACUCUAUUGUCGAAUUUAGAGCAGGAGGAUAGGCUACCUUUCCAAGGAUUGCCGAUUGUAAUAAUGUUCGUGCCAGAGUCCAGUAUCGACGAGAUGGAAGCCAUGAGGCUCAAAGAGGAGGGACAGAAUCUCGCUGACAGCCUGCAGUGUCCGUUCAUCGAUGUCUGCAUAGACGAUCUGGAACAGGACAAGAGGUUCCCGACUCCGCUGGUGAAGGAUGCUUUGCAGCAACUCAUACAGUCCAUAAAUCACAGAGCUGGUUUUUUAAAUAUAUAUCAAAGCGUCAUCGAGUGCUUGGAGCCUGAUAUUAGGAUAAUAAUGUGCAUGUUCUGCGGCGAUCCAUACUCGGUAGAGAACGUCCUCGGUCCCUUGCUUAGCCAUCAGUGUUGCUUUCUCAGCGGAGACCGGUCUAUAGUGUUGGAAACAUUCCUGGGAGAAUCCAAACGUCGGGUCGAGGUCAUUAUUUCGAGUUUUCACGGGGCUAACGCGUUCAGAGACGAGCUGGUGCACGGCUUCAUACUCGUCUAUUCCACGAAGCGGAAAGCAUCGCUCGCAACUCUAAACGCCUUUUCCAUGAACAUACCAAACCUGCCGAUACAAAUAAUGGCUGUGACCGACACCGGCGGUGCGAACGCGUUCUUCAGUAACGACUUGAGUCAUUUACUCAUCACAGAGGGGAAUGCCACCGCGGACAGAUUGCAGGCGCAUUUCAUGACAUCUGCGUCUAGCUGUCAACAAAAAACCGCGUUUUACACGCCUUUCUUCAAAGAGGUGUGGGAGAAGAAACCAGAGAUCGAGCAGGCGUUCAAUAUGGAAGAGCCGGGGAAUCUGAACGACAGCGGAGAAGGAACUUUGGAGUACUCGGCCCUGCACCCAAUGCCACCGCCGCGACACGAAAGCUAUCAUCUUCAGACGCCGGAUGACGGUAUGUCUGUAACUUUCAGAAGCGGCUCCGAGUCGUACGAGCAGUUGACGCCAGACGGCGAUCUUGGAGACACCGGUCUCACCGAGCAGUUCGCCGAUCACCGAGCCACGCCGAGCGACGAUAGCGAUAUUUACAGUCAGGUCGACUUCUAUCGCGAGGAACGGGAGAGAGAUCUGAUGAAGAACGAGGACAUUACGAGCAAGCUAUCCGGUUGGGUAAAGGACACAUUUAUGCACCAAGAUGGAGUUACCAACAGUUACUCACACAGAGCCUUUACGACAGGUCGACGACAUAUUUCCCAGGCUAAGCCACGACCGAAAGGGAAUAGUCAGACUUUGAAACAGCCCGGAAAGAUCAAUCUGAAAGACUUUUCAAAUGUAACAGACGCGAUAGCUAGGAUGACGAUAGGCGAGAAAGACGAACACGGCCCAAAACUGACCACGAUGGGUCAUGCUCCUCUCGCCACACCGGAAUUAGUCGAUCUCGGCUCCGAGUACGCGCAGGUGAAGGACGUUGUUCCGAGCAUGUACUCCGCGUACGACGGCGAUUACAUGUACGCCUUGGUGCAAGAUUCCAUCGGCAAUAACAAGUCCAAGCUGCGUCAUCGACGUGAAAAAGGACAACCAUCGUACAGCGACUCCGACUCGGAGUGGAGUUCCUUGGAGAGACCGAGGGUAACUGACGUAUUGGGCAAAGCGAACAAGAAACCUUCGUCGCACAAAAGAAUACGCAAGAAACGCACCGCGAUACCGGUCGCGACACCCAAGGUGCCGUCACUGGCCAGCAUGGGAAGCGGGGACGGUAUAGUCGGUUUGAACUACAACAUGAAGGAGGACAAGAACUGGCGCGUCGAUCCAGCGGAUAGAGUGUCCAGCGAAACGCCUGACAGUUCCGACUCGAGUGAUCCGGAGCACACUUCGAGGUCCAGAUCGAAACAAUAUAAAUAUGCGGCGGUUAGUUUGCGGAAAAGAUUCUCCGGGAACUCGUUGCAGCAACAGCACCUGCAACACCCUUUCAAUGUGAAACACAUGACACAAGAGAUGUUCAGCGCUUCUUCCAAGCAGAGGUGUGAAAAUACGUUUGGCAUUCCAGAUGAUGAGUCGAGUCUGGAUGUUUCCUCACCGCGAGAAAUCAAUUCGCCCAGUUUCGGUAUAUUGAACAAGUCGAAGGACGGGGAUAAGUUGACCAGGAAGAAGGAUAAGCAGAAGGCGAAGGAGGACGAAAAGUUGGAGAAGAGAAGGCAGAAGGAGGAGAAGCUUAAGAAGCACGCAGAGAAGGAGAAGGAGAGGGAAAAGAAGAAGCAGGAAAAGAUUAAACAGACCAAAGGCCCGGGCGGCACACCGAUCUCCAGUCAGUCGCAGCUGCCGUUGAUCGAGGAUUUCGCACAGAGCGAAACGAAUCGGAUACCUUUGUUCCUCGAGAAGUGCGUGCGAUUUAUCGAGGACGAGGGACUGGAUUCGGAGGGGAUAUACAGGGUGCCUGGUAAUCGCGCACAUGUGGAGCUGCUUUUCCAAAAGUUCGAAGAAGAUGGUAAUGUUGACAUACAUUCUUUGGAUAUUCCCGUGAAUGCUGUCGCCACAGCAUUAAAAGAUUUCUUCUCCAAGAGGCUACCACCAUUAAUUGAUAAAGAACGCAUGACCGAGCUCGAAGAUAUAUCAGGUGCACGAGGCAAACCUAUGUCGUCUACUUGUAUGAACAUGGAAGACCGAAGUUGUAGAUUAUUGGCUUUGCGUUUGAUGCUCAACAAGUUGAAUCCUGUAAACUUUGACGUUCUCAAGUUUAUCUUCCAACAUUUCGUGAAGGUCGCGGAGAACUGCAAGCUCAACAGCAUGGACAGCAAAAAUCUGGCGAUCUGCUGGUGGCCUACGUUACUACCUAUCGAGUUCAACGACCUCGGCAGAUUCGAAGCCAUGAGGCCGUACCUGGAGGACGUGGUCCAGACGAUGAUCGACCAGUACCCCUUCCUAUUCUGCGGCGAGGAGGCCAUUGUGAUGGUGUAGUGACGAAUGCGUUGGCGUGUCCAUAGUGCGUAGUUGCUGUGCAAGCAAAAGUGAACAAGUUUCGAUGGACGGACGGUUAGGUGGGUGGAUAAAUGAAUGGAUGGAUGGGUAGAUGAAUUAAUGAACGAAUGAAUGAAUGAAUGAAAAUUAAUGGUAGCGGAACGUCAAGCGCCCCUGCUCGCGGAAUAAUGCGACACAAUUUUGUACGCGGUCGACGUGAUCACGCGAUCGGGCGUAAAUGAUUGGUCUCAAUAUAGUUUGUAUUGAUAUUAACUUCGCUUUAGCGCACUCGUAAUCGCGAUUAAUAACAUGCAGGUGCCACGGCGCGACGUGGACGAUCGAACUCGGAGGAGAGUCUAUUUCGGUUUUCUCAGUCGCUGCGUUUCGUUCGUUUCCCGCGGAAUGCGACGAGUCGCGAGAUUCUCUCCCGCUUACGAUGAGUGGAAUGAUUGAUCGGUCGAUGGUCCUAAAAAGAAAGAGAGAGAGAGAGAGACGGCUGUUCGCGCGCAGGUCAGAUAAUAACGCGAGUAAUAAGAGUCAAUCCAUGUGUCAUAAUAGUAUGCAUGUAUCAUGUUGGAUGUAAUCAGAGCGAUGUAUUUAUUGAUAUUAUAUUAGGGAUAAGGCUCGGUAUUUGAUAAUAGCGAUUAGCUUAUAGCUGAGAAGAUAAGAUCGAUGUUGCUUUUUCUCUUCUUUUUUUUUUUUUUUUACUUUAGUUCGCUUCCCGGUUAACUUCUUUCUGUGCUGUUCUUUCAUAUUUCACUUGUCCGCAUCGCGAGAAACGAAAAUGCUGAACCGCAAAGUGAAAUGACAUACCUAACGUGGCCUCGUUGAAGAGGUUGUUAAUAUUAAAAAGAAAAAGUGACCGCGCAUCCAACCAGUAUCUACGAAAAAUAGAAAACAUGACGAUUCAUCGUCGAAUAUAUAUAUCACGCACACAUGCAUACAGCAACGAUAUCAAAAAGCCAAAAUUAUUUAUUAUUUUUAUUUAUUUUUCCUUUUAUUUUAUUUUUGCUAGUGCACAAAUCUAAUCUCGAGCGUGUUUUACUUCUUGCAUCCUGUCGGUGUAGAUUAUCGUACAAGAAUUUUUAAAAACGGUUUUUUAUCGCGCGGCAGGGCCGAGGCAGGCCCUAACGAUGAUACAGAUACCGUAUAUUCUCAUUCCGUCUAAAGAGAUGAAAUAAAAACGAAAAAAAGCAAAACGCGAAAAGCGUCACGUAUAAUUGCACAAAUCUCGAUAAACAGCGAUAGCAGGCGUACGCGAAAAAAAAAGGAAGAAAAAGAACGAAGAUAGAAAUGUUAAAGAAAAGAAAUCUUUUCGGGAGAAUCUCAUUUUGCGCACAAGCGUAUACACAAAUAAACAAGCAAGCAAACAAACAUACACGUACACACUCGCGUCGAACGAAUCGAAACUACUGUAUUAAGAGAUAUUUAGAGGUACGAACGAUAAGGUUCUCUAAGGUUUUCUUAAGACGAAUAUGUACAUAGGAGUUUAACGAUUUAAAAUACGCGAGGUUCAUUAACGAGAAAACGCUAAAUUCGCGAGGACUUUGCGACGACAGCGAAGAGUUUAGCCCCGUUUUAACGCAGCAAGCUGACGUCUCGUCGUUUGUAUUUUCGCAAAAAAGAACGAAAAAAAAGAAAAACGCAGAAAGUAUUUAUUAACGCAGUAUUAUCGCGCGAGAGGUAUGCUCGAUCGAGGGGCCGUGAUUCGAUUCAGUUGUCGAGAGGAAGAAGGAAUGAGGAGGGCGUCAUCUGAUUAGCACACUCGUAUUUCGACACAUUCGCAUACGCAAAACGUUCCAACACACCCGCGCCGCGAUUUAGUUCCUCCGUGCUCGGCUUGAGUUCGCGGCCGAGAUCCGAGUCCAGACAUUGCGAGUUCGCGACGUGAAUUCAUGGAUUUUUGAGAGACGCGGGACGCUCUUUUUUCGUAGGUGUGCCAUAACUUAAGUCGAUGUUAACGAGAUCGUAAGUGGCAGGUAUACAUAUGCCUUUCGGCGGCUCAACAUUCGAAAGUAAGCUUGCGCGCGCCCACGCUGUCCGAGCGUAAACCGACAGCGAAUACACUCGCGAGAGACACUCAAUCGCCCGUGAAUGUUGAAGCCACUAUGCGAACAAGAGAGAGAGAGAGUGAAAGAGAGAAAGAAAGAGAGAGAGUGAAAGAGAGAGAGAGAGAGAGAGAGAGAGAGAGUGAGAGUGAAAGAGAAAAGAAAACGCAACAACACACUUUUGUAAUUCGAAGAUUAACCGCAAACAUUCCCGUAAGGAACGUCGAUGUUACUUCGCCGUCUCGAGAGGGGCACGUUUCGACUGGAUCAGAAGCUCCUGAUCUUGAGAGAGAAGGAAAACAAGAGUAAAAUCUCACCUACGAUAAACUAGAGUGACUUUCUCUCGAAGAGUCGGCUCGCCAGAGCGAAACGCGCGUCUCACGGAACAUGCUAUACGCUCCGUAUUUGUAAGGAUAAAACGUUGUAACGAUAUUUCUACGAUCAAGGACGCGCUGCAGCGAAAGACAGAUACAGAAGCAGAGAGAGAGAGAGAGAGAGAGAGAGAAAGAGAGAAAGAACGGAUCGUACACAUUCCCGUUUAGUCGUAAAAGAAAAAAAGAUUUUAUACAUUCGUACGUACGUAAUUGUAUAAUGUUCUUAAUAGGAAUGAAAAGACGUCGAUGUUUUACGUGCGGGAUCUAGAACGCGCGAAACGGUCGAGAAGACUACUGGAAUAAUAACGACGCGACCGGCGUUUUCGCGUCGACGAUGUUGAAGUGGCUGGCGUGUGUCGAAGCGCUUGGGAGAUGUUUCUUCUUCUUCUUCUUGUACUUCUUCUUGUUCUUCUCCGUCUCUUUAUCUUCGUCCGUUUUACGUGUAUGUCGAAUCGUUCAGUUUGGAGCACUUGCGAAAUUUUGCCACAAUUGUAAGAUCACACGUGUGUUACCGAGAGUCGCUUGCACCGUUUCAUUGAUCUCAUUUUGCCGGCAGGAGUCGCGUACACUUUGAUGGUUAGCUUAGAUAUAAUGUAUUACGGCACUUUUUCCCGUCUCUACGCGAUACUGUUAGAAUCGUUUGUGCAGACGAUUUCUCUGCUAUUAGCCGCUUGGUGCAAUCGCCUCCGCUAAGCUUCUUCGUUAGCGAAUCUGUCGUGCGUAUUUCGUGUAAAGUAGCUCUCGCGAGCGACUCGCUAUCAUUUUUCGCGCGACUAUCAUUUGUCCGGGAACCCUCUGGCGCAAAGCCAUGCCUUCAAGUGCGAUCGAGCGGAGUCGUUCGCCGCGACGGCGGUCUAAUCGAAUUUCUCGCGAAAAUUGCAAGAAUAUCCGACUCGUAGCCCGCGAUUAUGUGACAAAUUGAUUAUCAUUAAAAUUUUUAACAAACAGCCUCAAGAAUCUUCGAUUAUCAGUCGACUUGCGUCUAUUUCAUAUAAGAAAUAUUCACUUAAAUGACCAGACAGUUGUAAUAAAUCGUGCUCUCGAUCAAGGGAUGCAAAUCAUUUGCAAUUGUGGUUUAAGAAAUUUUAGGGCGGUGUUUAUAGUAGAGUCUUACAUUUAAGUUCGUCUUAGGUUCAUUUUCAGAUACUAUGUGAGACGUUUUAUUAAGCUGCGAAGAUGAACUUAAGACGUUCUUCAAUAUAAUCUCCAAUUAUAAAUACCGGCCUCGGAGUCAGGAUAAUUAAAUUGAUCGAGGCACUUUUUCACUAAUACUACUUUUAUAUAUAUCCGUGAGUAUUUUCUUCAUUCUUAAGAAUGACAUUCAUUUCGCUAGAUCUGACGCAUUAAUUAAUCUUUGCGCUUGUAUCAAUUAUCUCAAGCUUUGAGAAACGAGGACAGAGCGACCUGGACAACCGCCGCACCGACGCAGACCCGCGAUCGCAGCCUCGUUUCGUCGCACUCUCGUGUCCACGUUGUAACGGUUAAGCAAUAGCACAAGAAACGAAUCUACCGAGUAACGAAGAGGUACUCGCCGCCGCCGCCAACGACGACGACGACGACGACGACGACGACGACGACGACGACGACGUAGCAGUAAUAACAAUAAUUAGUAGUGAGCGCGAGAUAACGAUCACCAAGCUUCGCAACGCGACUCGUCCUUCGCUCCUUCUCCUCCUCAUCGUCAUCAUCGUCAUCGUCAUCGUCACCGACGGCUACAUCACCAUCGUCAUCCCUCGACACGUAUCCAUCGAGCGUCUUCUCUCGCGAAGCCUAAAGGAGAAAAACCACUUUUUCUACGAUACGUCCGUUAAGAUUUCCGCUUGUCUCUUCUCGCUGAUCCGGGGAGACGGGCCCGUCUCCUCUUCCCCGCGCAUCCACCAUCACCAUCACCACCUCUCACCUCCCGUUACGAAUACGAAUAUCCUUGCGUUGUCUCUAACGUAGCCUGUGAUAAGAACGUAGGCGUACGGACCUUGUUUCCCUUAUUUAUAGCAUCGGCUGAUGUACGAAUGUAUUAUAGUUGUACAGUUGCAUCGGAUGAUGUGUAUUAUAAAGCCCGAUUUACUUUUGCGUUCUCUCGCGCGCUCGUCCCUUCGUACACUUGCGUGUUGUUAUUGAUAUUAUUAUUAUUAUUAUUAUUAUUAUUAAUAUUAUUAUCAUUAUCAUCGUCAUACCUUUCUCUCUUCACACACUUUGUCGCACAACCCGCAUGUAUUGUGUUCUCAUCCGCGCUGUUGUGCUUCGUUUUCCAUCUCGAGAGCUUUGAUUCAUCAUCUCUUUUUUUUUCCUUUCCUCGCAGUCCUCUCUGCAUACUUUGCGAGCACCCCUGGAGUAACGAUGGCAAAUUGCGAGGAGAAAAAUCACGGUGUACACUCACACGCUCACACACACGCACGCCGCACCCUACGCGCAGGAGAAAAUGUGUUGCGCGAAACGCAAUUCGUCGAUUGUAUACUCGUUAAUUCGCCGAUCUCGUCGUCUCACGGAGCAAAUACAGAGACUUUCAGUUCGGACGACUAGACGCGAAGCAAGAUCUCAAUUUUAGCAUGUUCUCAGCGGAUGAUCGAGAGUCUACCACUCGUCCUCUCCAAAUUGAUUUAGCCGCGUUUUGCGAUAUUUUAUACCUUGACGUUUUUUAUAACGAAAUAAAAUAAAAGGAAACGUAUUUGUAGUAGUA